AUGCAACGCCCUUCAUCUGCAGUAGACUUUACUGCCAUCCUUAACCCUUCUCCUUCCUCAGAGUCCGCGACUCCUUCUCAACCCUCCAAAGAGACGCCCAAGACCGUCAGCACCGCCGCCCAAACCACCAGUACGUCGACGACUACUCAGACCGACAGCAAUAUGGCUGCUGCAGUCAGCCUCAUGCCUAGUGCAAUGUCUUCGCAGACUACGAACGCUGAAGAGAGGGCGGAUCUCCCGCGGCCGUACAAGUGCCCUCUUUGCGACCGGGCAUUCCAUCGAUUAGAACACCAAACGAGGCAUAUUCGAACACACACGGGAGAAAAGCCUCACGCUUGCCAGUUUCCUGGCUGCAGUAAGCGCUUCAGCCGAUCCGACGAGCUGACUCGACACUCGCGCAUUCACAACAAUCCCAACUCUCGUCGAAAUCAAAAGACUCAUCAAGUUGCCGCCGCCGCCCUUGCAGGUCUUCAGGAUGUGUCAAACCAAAAUUUCUCUGCUCAGGCCCAGAUGAUGCCGCCGCCUAGCAAGAACAACAUGCCCAGGUCGGCCCCUACAUCUACCGUCGCCUCCCCGAAUGUGUCGCCGCCUCAUUCCUUCGCGGUUCAAUCCUCACAUACACCUCACGUUCCAACAAAUCUCGGCCCCUUUGCGCGAAAUGAUGACAGAUCGAAUGCUAUGGACAUCAAUCUUCUUGCUACUGCCGCAUCGCAAGUCGAGAGAGACGAGCACAUCACCCGAGUACCUUACCAACAUCAGCAUCACCUGUUUAGUCAUCGGAAUCACAACAGUAACGGAAGACUGCCGUCCUUGUCCGCUUACGCCAUUUCCCAUUCGAUGUCUCGGUCUCAUUCGCAAGAAAAUCAUGACGAUGACCACCGCGUCAAGAGAUCAAGACCCAACUCGCCUCAUUCUACUGCCCCGUCCUCGCCAACGUUCUCCCAUGAGUCAAUAUCUCCAACUCCGGAUCAUACGCCUCUUGCCACGCCGGGCCACUCUCCACGUCUUCGACCCCAUGGCAGUGAUCUACAACUCCCUGGACUUCGCCAUCUUUCCUUGGGACAUACACCGCUGCUUGCACCGAUGGAGCCUCAAGCCGAUGGAUCUUAUUCUCAUAUUCCGCCUCCUCAACACACUGGCCCGUCAAUUGCGGAUAUUGUCACGGGAACUCAAAGAAAACUGCCUGUGCCGCAACUUCCGAAGAUUGGCGUAUCUGAAAUGCUGAACCCGCCCAGCGGACUGAGCUCUGGCGAAUCUAGUACUGCAGCAUCAAUCAAUGGGGAUUUUCCAAGGUGA
Messenger RNA from Rhinocladiella mackenziei CBS 650.93, 1296 nucleotides. RefSeq lists its product as uncharacterized. Gene Ontology annotation, cellular component: nucleus; cytoplasm. Gene Ontology annotation, molecular function: RNA polymerase II cis-regulatory region sequence-specific DNA binding. Bases 1 to 1296 code for a protein of 431 amino acids. The record is from RefSeq and is a predicted model, not a curated record. Lineage: Eukaryota; Fungi; Ascomycota; Eurotiomycetes; Chaetothyriales; Herpotrichiellaceae. The transcript has a single exon.